GCUACCCAGAGCCAGACCCAUCGCGGCGGAGGGAUCCCGUCGCCUCCAGCUGCCUCCUCCCCCUUCUGCUUCUGCUUUUUUUUUUUUUUUCCUCCUCUCCUCGCUCUUUUGCGAGAAAAUAAUUUGACAGCGAUUUGCUGACAGCGGGAUUUCGUGCAUCACGGGCGAGGGAAGGGCGGCGCGGCCGGAGCCGCCGCGGGAGGCCGUGCCGGAGAUGGAAUUUUGUGACUGGCUGGAUUCUGAAUAGGGCAAGGAGAUGUGUCUGAUAAGUGCACUCGGAAAUGAAGAAAUUACUACCUUUUGACUUAAUGAUGUGGAUUGAAACAAAAACCCAAACCUCUUAAUCAGAGAAGAGAGUCCUCAGCUUGGCUACUUAGGAUCUACUGCAUGAUGAUGCUGUUGCUCUUCUGACAGACAAGUUGGACAUCUUCUGAACUAUUAGGCUCUGACUAAUUAAGUUUUUUUAAAUAUAUGAGCUCUGAUACAUCAUUUUGAGAUCACAGAAUGAGAACGGCAUGAAAUGUUAUGGCGAAGACAGCACAGCAAGAUACAACAGUCUCACAAGUAAUCAAAAAUCAGAUGCCUGGCACACUGAAUCUAUUACUGUGUGUAAGAUUUGCGCUGUGGUCCAUUUUUUGAAGAUGUGAAGCAACGCUGAGUCUGAUUGGAAUUACUGACAGACUGGAGGAAAUCUUAGUCUUUCUGUUGCACACGCACAUGCUGAAUUAUAAGUAAUCCUAGCUUCUCUUCCCUCCCCUCACUCCCUCACUCAGCUAUCUCAGGGUUCAUAGAGAUUUCAAUGGUUCACGUGCCUGUAAGAUUGGAAUAGAAGUGACGAAAAAUGGGGGACCAGCAAUUGUAUAAAACUAACCAUACUGCCAACAGCAAUGAGAACUUAUACUACCAACACCAAAUGAACUCCCUUCCAUCUCUAAAUCAUAGUUAUGGGACAUCUGUUAUAGAUGCUCCCCAGGCGUCCCCUCUCUCCCCUCACUUUCCCCAAGAUUCAAGAGACAGUAUAGCUUUGCCUGUAGGUUCAAAAAGUCUUGGGUCAAUGGAUACACUUAGACAAACAUGGACGCAUUCUGGCUCAGGAAACCACGUCCCAGUGCGGAACAAUUUGAGUAAUCAAAGCGCUAUGUGGAGCCCCCUUGGGCAGGGAGAAUCUCAUGAUGGAUACCAAUAUUCUUAUUCUCAACCCAGCGAAAAUCGAUCCCAAAAAAUUACCAGUGGGGUCCUGCAUAAGUUGGACUCUUUUACACAAGUAUUUGCUAACCAAAAUCUGAGAAUUCAAGUCAACAACAUGGCUCAGGUUUUACACACUGAGACUUCCAUGGCGGAUAAUUCUGGUGACAGCGCGCUCAGGCAGCUACUGUCCCAGAAGCCAGCAGUUGAGCAACAGCCUGUAACUUCCAGCAUACAAAGAUAUCAACCAGUGCCACAGCAGACGCAGAAUUUUGCAAGCACACAGCAAAAGCAACAAAUGCAAGUCAUGCAGCACCAACAGUUGUACUAUGACUACCAGCAGCAUUUGUCACAAAUGCAGAUUCAUUCUGCGUUUCAGCAAGGACAGACACACGUUCAACAAAUGCAGUCCCAGCAGCUCUUACCGCAACAGAUGCAGCACUUGCAGCAGACUCAGUACUAUGCUCAGCCACAGCAGGGACAUCAGCGACUCUCAAUACAUGAGAUCCAACAGCAGCAGCAACAGCCAACUCGGCAGCAGCAGCAGAGGCAGUGUCCGAUGCAAAUAGCUCAGUAUUACCAAACGCAGCCUGUCAUGCAGCUACAGCAACAACAGCAACAAAUGCAACUGCAGCUUCCUCCGUAUCACAGGGAGCCCGAUCCAAAGACUGUGCAUGAACCCCACCAGUACCCCCAGGAUCCAAGUCAUCCUGUGCAGCUCAUCCAGUUGGGAGCAGCGCCUCCGUAUUGCUAUCAGGAUCCGCACGAACAGUACAGGCAUUUGUACCCGCAGGGUUUGCUGCAGCAGCACGACCAGCAGAAGCAAUACACAAGUGAAGGCAGAGCUGCAUCUCUGAACUCCCACGUCGGCCUCACUCCACCGGGGACAGCUGAGGAUCCUGCGCGGUCAGAGGUCAAUUCUGCAGGUAACACUGUACCUCAUCGAACUCUUUUGCCAUCCUCAGGAGCACAUCUGAACAACAGAAGCUCUCAGCAAGACUCUUCCGGCCCUGGGUGGCCUCAGGUGCAAUUGUCAGAUGGCAGACUGCAGCCACUGUCCCCAGAACAAAGUGGCCUGAACAGAGAAACACUUCCCGAGAGAGCUGAUGGGAAGAGCAAGCUAACGUGCUCAGUAUGCUUGAAGGAGUUUAAGAGUUUGCCUGCUCUGAAUGGUCACAUGAGGUCUCAUGGAGGAGUAAGAACAUCUCCUAAUUUCAAACAGGAUGAAGGAGAGAAGCCACCACAGCAGCCGCUGCCUAAAGAGGUGGAUAGCCUCGCGCCCAUCGUCAUGCCAGUGUCUGUCCCUGUAAAGCUUCUGUCACCCGAACCCAGCACGCAGCCCUCUGCCAGCACUGCCACAGUCAAAGACAAGUCUGCCAGCUCUGUGUCAGACGAUGAGAUGCCCGUUCUCGUGAAGAUGACUUUCUCUCCACCGUGCAGUCCAAAAGUGGCCAACCCCUGCUCAUCCUCUGAAAUUAGCAAAAAACCUCAUCAAAAUGCUGCAAAAUUGGAAGAAAACUUCAAACCAUUACCAGACAAGAAGAAGUAUCGGCACAGACCUGAACCUCUCUUCAUACCUCCUCCUUCCUUCAACUUCAGCACAUCCCACUCUGGUGCCACGCUGUACCAGAGCCAGCUUCGCUCUCCCCGUGUCCUUGGAGACCAUCUGCUGGACCGAACACACGAGCUCCCCCCCUACACUCCGCCACCGAUGCUUAGUCCUGUUCGGCACGGGUCUGGUCUCUUCAGCAGUGUUAUCACAUCAUCUCACAGCGCCUCGCACACUCAGCUGCCGCUCACUCCACUCACACCAACUCCACGGGUGCUUCUCUGUCGGUCCAAUAGCAUUGAUGGAAGUGUAGUUCCAGUGACGCCUGGCCCUGGUGAACAGACUGUUGAACCACGAAUUAAUAUUGGGUCCAGGUUCCAGGCUGAUAUUCCUGAGCUGCAGGACAAAUUGCUAAUGGAGAAAGAUGUGCACAAGGCUACUCUGGUUUGGAAACCGUGGCCAGAACUGGAGAACAAAGUCUUCCAACAAAGAGUGGAAGACCUCUUAAAUAUGAGCUGUUCCAGCGUGUUACCUGGUGGAGGAACUAACUCAGAAUAUGCUUUGCACUCUCUCUUUGAGGCAAAAGGAGAUAUUAUGGUUACUGUUGAGAAGCUGCUGUUGAGGAAGCCAGUGAGAUUGAAGUGUCAUCCUUUGGCAAAUUACCACUAUGCUGGCUCUGACAAAUGGACACAUCAAGAAAGGAGGCUGUUCAAAGAGGCAUUGUCCACCUACAGCAAAGAUUUUAUAUUUGUACAGAAAAUGGUUAAGUCUAAGACAGUUGCACAAUGCGUGGAAUACUACUAUACCUGGAAGAAAAUCCUGCGCUGGGGACGGAAACACAGAACACGUUUAGAGAAGAAGAGAGAGGAAUGCAUGACAAGUGGAGAAGAGGAAGUGUUAGAGGAAGAUGAGGAGAUUGAAGAAGACAGAAAGGAAGAAAGGGAAAUGCAGAAGUCUCCUGACCCACCAGCUAUCCCUCUUGUUGGACCUAUAGACCUGCCUACCCUUCAGAGUCUUUCACUUUCUUCAUCCUCUUUCAUCUGUGAAAUGCCAAACUGUGGUGCUGUGUUCAGUUCCCGACAAGCACUAAAUGGCCACGCUCGCAUUCAUGGAGGUACAAAUCAGGUGACAAAGCCACGAUGCACCAUUGCAGGCACUAAGCAGAAAUCUGGUACACAGAGCGGGUACUGCUCCAUCAAGAGUUCACCUGCCCACAGCACAACAAGUGGCGAGACUGACCCAACAACAAUUUUUCCUUGUAAGGAAUGUGGCAAAGUAUUUUUCAGAAUCAAAAGCCGCAAUGCUCAUAUGAAGACACACAGACAAAAAGAAGAACAGCAAAGGCAGAAGGCUCAGAAAGCUGCAGUGGCAGCAGAAAUGGCAGCCACUAUUGUGAGAACUACUGGGCCAGCUGGGCAUAGUUUGAUCCCUCUGGAUCACAUGAGUUUGGUUAAACAUGUUGGAAAUGUCGGUGACAUUGAUGACGAUGUUGUUCAGGAGUUAGGUGGCGUCAUGGAAGAGAAUGAAGUCAUGGAUGCUGACCUUUUGUUGGAUGAUGAAGAUGCAGAUCUACUGCAGGAUGAUGCUGAGUUGUAAAUAAAGUUGUUUGAUAAAGACAGCUACUGAGCACACCCUGAAUGCAUCAGUCAGGGAACCUGGACUGUUCGUUUAUUCCCCACUGAUUGUAAACUACCUGAUGAAAAAUGAUAAUUCUUUUAUCCAGGUCCAGAAAAGAAAUAUGCUUUUUUCCCUUUUUUUAUUAAUUUGUGUUUCUGGGGGGAGGAAAUAAAUACUUGGUACAAAUAUUCUUAUAAGGUGUUUUAUCUGGGCUUAUUUUGCUGGUAUCUUCCAAGGCCAGUAAUCGGAGAAGGUCACGGUUCUGCUGUCAUUUCCCUCGGUAGGAUCUUUAGUCUUAAACUCUUCCAGGUUUCACUUUACCCCACUUACAAGGAUAUCUUCACACAUUUCUGAUGGAUUUUAUUUUAUUUUUUGCCUGCACUGGAUCACUUCCAGCAUCUUCUAGAAACUAAAUGUCAUUUUUAUUAAGGAGAUGAUUAUGUUCUUUUUCUUUGUGCUGUCAUUUUAAGGGAAGUAGAGAAAAAAAUCUGCUUUAACUGUGAAAUAAAUACAGGAGUGACUGUAUCAUCACCUUACCAUUUUCUGUAUCACAGUACUUUUUCAGUUCUGUCUUGCCUUAAUGCAUAUAUGUUAGGCAGUUCAUAAAAGCUUUGGUUACAUUGUACAUUUUAGAGUUUCAUUUCUAACAAGGCUUUGAUCUGCUGAUUUUAAAAUGACCUAAUUCAGGAGUUGAAGAAGGAUGAUUGUGCUGUGGUUCACAUCAACUCAUGGGAACACUGAAUCAAGAACACUGCGUUGGCAAUCAGAUUGCACAGGAAAUAUAUUUUGAUGUGACAAUAAAUCACAUUGUUGAAUAGCCAUGUCAGUGAUUUUAGGAACAUAUUUUUGAGCAUUGCAGGAGCUUACUCUCUUAGGCAAAUACAGGGAGACAUUCUUGUCUGUGGAACAGAGAUUGAUGGAGUAUAUGCCUUCAGCAUAUGUUAGUUAUUAUUUCUACACAUGAAGUGUUGUUCUUGUGCCAUUUUCAGUCUUCCUCAUUACAUCAAAUUCAGUGUUGUUUACUUCAUAAAACAUAUCCCAAAGGUGAGAUGACGCUGUUUAAUUACUGUUUCUCUUUCUUCAGGCUCAGAUCUACCUGCCUGAUGGCUAAAUUCACUUCUGUACAUCUGGAUUUGGUUUUCUACUUCAAUAAAAUCUAAAAACAGUUGUACCCUACAGAAUCAUUAGAAAAUCUAGAACCACGGGAAGAAGUUGAGUUAGAUUGAGUGGACCUUGAACAGUACAACAAGAGCAAUGAUUUUUGAACUUUCACAGGUAGUAGCACUGAUUUUCUUGUGAAUCUUUCACAGUGGAGGAGUGUUGCUAAUUUUAUAAAAUAUUUUAUAAGACUGACUUCA
Molecule: messenger RNA, 5709 nt
Organism: Lagopus leucura (white-tailed ptarmigan)
Lineage: Eukaryota; Metazoa; Chordata; Aves; Galliformes; Phasianidae
Gene: TRERF1
Product: transcriptional regulating factor 1
Exons: 18
Coding region: 842-4330 (1162 amino acids)
Biological process (GO): negative regulation of DNA-templated transcription; regulation of transcription by RNA polymerase II
Cellular component (GO): histone deacetylase complex; transcription regulator complex
Molecular function (GO): transcription corepressor activity
Source: RefSeq, a predicted model, not a curated record